AUGAAAGACGGUCCACUCCAAGGCGAUGAUGCCAAGUUGGCGGCUUUGGGCCAUCGGCCUGAACUCCAACGUAGUCAUUCAACAUGGUCAAUGCUUGGCUUAGCCUUUGCGGUUCUUAAUUCAUGGACUGCACUUUCGGCCAGCUUGUCGAUCAGUCUUACAUCUGGCGGAAGCACAAGUGUGAUUUGGGCCAUCGCGUGGCCAAGCGCAGUACCAAUUCUAUCAUGGGUUACAGGCUGGAUCAACGUGGCAGGCUGGGUUGCUCUCGUUGCAACAAACUCCCUUCUUUCUAGUCAGCUUAUCGUUGGCUGCAUUUCAGUUCUUCACGAGAGCUACGUCCCGCAACGCUGGCAUCAAUUCCUCAUUUAUAUUGGACUGACAAUUGGUUCAUUCAUCAUUAAUGCUUUCAUGAACUCCAUAUUGCCAGUCAUCUACCGUGGUGCUUUCAUGUGGUCGAUUGGAGGUUUCGUGGUCGUCUCAAUUACAUGUCUCGCAUGCGCCGCCCCCAACUAUAACUCAGCUUACUUCGUGUUCUGUGAUUUUGUAAAUACAACAGGCUGGCCUGAUGGUGUCGCAUGGAUGCUAGGUUUGCUUCAAGGAGGGCUUGGCGUGACUGCCUUUGAUGCGGUGGCACACAUGAUCGAAGAGGUACCCAAUGCGGACAUUGAGGGGCCUAAGAUUAUGGUUACCUGCGUGGGCAUCGGUGUGUUUACCGGUUCUAUCUUUUUGAUCGUCCUUCUAUUUGUCGCAGGAAACAUGGAAAUGGUCACAACCUCCGCAGCCGGUCCUCUUCUGCAGAUCCUGAUCGAUGCCACGAAAAGUAACGCGGGAGGUAUCUGCCUUUUGAUGUUACCUCUGGUCUGCUUGGUCUUUGCUAUUAUCAGCGUCAUGACCACGAGUAGCCGAAUGAUUUUUGCUUUUGCAAGGGAUGGCGGUCUUCCUGCUUCUCGGUUCUUUGCAAAAGUCCACCCAACACUCAAGUUGCCCCUCAACGCACUCAUUCUCAGUGUUGUGGUAGUUAUCGCAUUCGGAUGUAUCUUCCUAGGCUCUACAAGUGCUUUCAACGCAAUUAUCUCUGCCUCAGUCGUGGCUCUUGAUCUAUCCUAUGGAAUACCCAUUGCAAUCAACUGUCUUCAGGGGCGUAGAUGUCUCCCCGAAAGGAAAUGGAAAUUGCCCAAUGCAGUUGGAUGGUUUGUCGAUACGGUUGCUUUAUCAUACAUUGCUUUGACCACAGUUCUUUUUGUCUUCCCUCCGUCAAGCACGGUCACGGGAAGCAGUAUGAAUUACUGUGUUGCGGCAUUUGCUGUUAUUAUUAGCAUCUCUGUGUUCCAGUGGUUUGUGGACGGAAGGAAGAAUUUCACCGGUCCUCGUGUUGACAUCACUCUUGAUGCACUGGACACCGUGCCUACGAGAGAGGAGAUGGAGCCCAGUAUGGAUGAGAAGAAACACUCUGGUCGGGACUAG
This is a messenger RNA of Penicillium griseofulvum, 1464 nucleotides long. Its product is annotated as Amino acid/polyamine transporter I. Lineage: Eukaryota; Fungi; Ascomycota; Eurotiomycetes; Eurotiales; Aspergillaceae. Gene Ontology annotation, cellular component: membrane. Gene Ontology annotation, molecular function: transmembrane transporter activity. The transcript has 18 exons. Bases 1 to 1464 code for a protein of 487 amino acids. Gene Ontology annotation, biological process: transmembrane transport. The record is from RefSeq and is a predicted model, not a curated record.